Messenger RNA from Pteronotus mesoamericanus, 6776 nucleotides. It is a transcript of the gene SHROOM3, whose product is annotated as shroom family member 3. Gene Ontology annotation, biological process: actin filament organization. The coding region runs from base 1 to 6225 and encodes 2074 amino acids. The record is from RefSeq and is a predicted model, not a curated record. The transcript has 12 exons. Lineage: Eukaryota; Metazoa; Chordata; Mammalia; Chiroptera; Mormoopidae. Gene Ontology annotation, cellular component: apical junction complex; cortical actin cytoskeleton; apical plasma membrane. Gene Ontology annotation, molecular function: actin filament binding.
AUGGGCAUCAAGUGUGUGGGCAGGAGUAAUAUUGAUGAGCGGUCUGACAGUGGGGGAUUGGUAAAAAUCUUCAGGAACAAGGAGAGACCUGAGGUUUUGCCAGUGACUACAACGAGGAGGCGUGACAGCAGCUGGCCAUCUCUGCAGAUGCAGCCAAGUGUGGUCGAGCUGAGUGGGGACGGCUGCAGUGUCCCAGCCGCUGAGUGGAGCCGCCUUCAGGUGUGGAAACAGGAGGCAGGCCCCGCUGGCUCAGAGCUUACCCUGCAAGUGGGUCCCGGCCUCGGCGGGCCUGCGGGCCUCUUCGGAGUCCGGGCGGCGCCCAGGGCAGCUAACUCGUGGUUUGUUCCUGUCUCUGAGCAGAUUGAAGAAGGGGGCAAAGCAGACUUGGUGAGCUCCAAACUGCGGGCCGGGGACGAGGUGGUGCACAUCAAUGAGGUCGUGCUGAGCAGCUCCAGACGGGAGGCCGUUUCCCUGGUGAAAGGAUCCUACAAGACCCUCCGGCUGGUGGUCCGCAGAGAUGUGUGUGCAGACCCAGGCCCUGCAGAUACUGACACCUCUGACUCCUUCAGCCAGGAGCACCGCACCUCUGACCCCCAGCCCAGGAAAGCGACAUGGUCAGGAGGAGCUAAGCUUCGGCUGAAGCACAGGCGCAGCGAACCUGCCGGCCGGCCUCACUCUUGGCAUUCAACCAAACUUGCGGAGAACCAGCCCAAUGCCAGCAUGAUGCAAAUAUCUCAGAGCACGAUUGGCACUCCGUGGCCCCAGAGCUACCAUUCCAGCUCCUCUACCAGUGACCUCUCCAACUAUGACCAUGCGUACCUGAGGCGGAGCCCUGACCAGUGCAGCUCCCAGGGGAGCAUGGAGAGUCUGGGGCCCAGUGGGGCGUACCCACCCUGCCACCUUCUCUCCCCGGCCAAGUCCACCAGCAGCAUCGACCAGCUCGGCCACCUCCACAACAAGAGAGACUCGGCUUACAGCUCCUUCUCCACCAGUUCUAGCAUCCUAGAGUAUCCGCCCCCUGGCACCUCGGGCCGGGAGCGUUCAGGCUCCAUGGAUACCACUUCUGCUCGAGGUGGCCUCCCUGAAGGGAUGCGGCAGGCAGACAUUCGCUAUGUCAAGACAGUCUACGAUCCCCAGAGGGGCGUCUCAGCAGAGUAUGAGGUGAACUCUUCAGCGCUGCUUCUCCAAGGUAGGGAGGCCCGCGCUGCAGCAGAUGGCCAGGGCUGCAAUAAAGGGCACAGCGCUCCUCGGGGCAAGGGAGCGCCACCCCCACCCUGGAGCCAACCGUGCCCCAGUCCCUUGGAGACCGCCAUUGACUUGCCUCUUAAAGCGGGCGCGCCUCUGCCGCCAGCUCGGAGUGACAGUUAUGCAGCCUUUCGGCACAGAGAGCGGCCCAACUCUUGGUCUAGUGUUGAUCAGAAACGGCUGUGCCGGCCUCAGGCAAACUCUUCCGGCUGCCUGAAAGCUCCCUUCGUGGAGGAACAGCUGCACACUGUGCUAGAGAAGAGUCCAGAGAGCAGCCCCCCAGUGAAGCCCAAGCAUAAUUACACUCAGAAGGCCCAGCCGGGCCAACCUCUGCUGCCCACCGGCAUCUACCCCGUGCCUUCCCUGGAGCCGCACUUCGCCCAGGUGCCCCCGCCCUCUGCAAGUAGUAACGGCACGCUUUACCCCGCGCUGGCCAAGGAGAGUGGUUACGCGACUCCUCGGGGAGCCUGUGACAAGGUGGCUACCCUGGAUGAGAAUGGAAACCAAAAUGGAUCUAGCAGACCUGGGUUUGCCUUCUACCAGCCCCUAGAACAUGACUCUUUGUCCCCAGUAGAGCGAACACCUGAAAUUUCAGCCAAAUGUGUCCCCUACAAAGUCCAUUUCCUGUCUGUGCCUGAACAUGAGGAGGAUACCUCCCUGAAGAAGCACAUCACACCUCUCCAAGGCAACAGCCCGUAUCCCAGUGAGAGAAAGAGCACCCACAACAACAAAUCAUCUUCUAAUUACCACAGCCGCCAAUCCCCGCAGGGUCAGGCCUGGCAAAUGGGUGAAGACAAGAGAUCUCCCAGGCCCUCAGAGCCUUGGGAGGAUGAUUUCCAGGAAGACCACAAUGCCAACCUCCGGUGGGGGCUGGAGAGAGAAGGCCUAAGUCAGAGCCCGUCAAGCUACUUUGGGAAAACCAAGUCAGCCUUCUCUUCUCUUCAGAACAUUCCUGACAGUCUAAGAAGGCAAAGCAGCCUAGAGCUAGGAGGGAGAGUCCAGGAGGGCCCCCCCAAUGGCUGCCCCACCUGUGUAGUCAACACCAAGGCAGAGGACUCUGGAAGGAAACCUGUUCCAGACCACCGGAGACAUCUGGACAGGCCGGUUUCUUAUCCAAGGCCUGAGGGGAGAGUCAGUGCUUUGGGCUCCUUCCACCUUUCAGACCCAAGGUACGAAGAGCCGCCCUCCCCGCCCCACCAGCAGACAUCCAGUCUGGGCCGGAGGAGGCUCAGCUCCAGCGGCGCUUCAGCUCUGCAGGGCGUUCAGUACGGGAAGCCCCACUGCUCCGUGCUGGAGAAGGUUUCUGAGAUUGAGCAGAGGGAGCAAGGGCGCCAGAGACCCCCAAGUGUGGGCAGCUCCGUUUAUGGCUACAACUACAGGCCCAACAAGAUAGUCUCAACUUCUGGUACUUCCAGGAAUGACUUCGAGGAGACAAAAGCUAAUAGCCGUUUUUGCGAAUCCACUGAGUCCCUAGGCAAUGGAGAACACCACUUCAAAAACGGGGAGCCGAAGCUGGAAGAGGUUUCCCGGCAGCCUUGUGGUCAACAGCUGAAGAGGGGCGCCGAGGGCAGCCGAGGCUCCCCACGCCGAAGCAGCGAGCCCCCGGGCCGGGACGCACGCCUGCUCCGCAGCCAGAGCACCUUUCAGCUCUUCAGCGAGGCCGAGGAGGAUGUCAAGUGGCGGGACAACAGGCCGAACACACCCGAAUCGCCAGUGCUGGACGCCCCCUUCAGUCGCGCCUACCGGAACAGCAUCAAGGACGCGCAAUCCCGCGUCCUGGGGGCCACCUCCUUCCGACGUCGAGACCUCGAGCCUGGGGCGGCUGGGGCUUCCAGGCCCUGGCGCCCACGACCAGCCUCGGCCCACGUGGGGCUGCGGAGCCCAGAGGCCCCAGCAGCCGCCUCCCCGCACACCCCACGGGAGCGGCACAGCGUGACCCCUGCCGAGGGCGACCUGGCCCGGCCUGUGCCCGCUGUUGCCCGCAGGGGACCCCGCCGGCGCCUGACCUCCGAGCAGAAGAAGCGCUCCUACUCAGAGCCUGAGAAGAUGAACGAGGUGGGGGUCUCGGAGGAAGCCGAGCAGGCACCUCUGGGUCCUCAACGGAAGGGACUUCGUUUCCCGGAGAGCACGGUGGCUGACCGGCGCCGCAUCUUCGAACGGGACGGCAAGGCCUGCUCCACGCUCAGUCUAUCAGGGCCUGAGCUGAAGCAGUUCCAGCAGAGCGCCCUGGCCGACUACAUCCAGCGCAAGACCGGCCAGCGGCCCGCCUCCACCACCGGGGGCGGCCUCCAGGAGCCGGGGCCACCGUGGGAGCGUGCGCACGGCCCCCACCUCCCGUCCGGCCCCGCAGCGCCCGAAGGCCCUGGGCUCACCUCAGCUCCCAGCCUCUGCUCGCUGCGGGAGCCGAGCCUGCAGCCCCGCAGAGAGGCCACCCUCCAGCCGCCAUCGGGGGGUAGUGGGGAACUCCUACGUGGGGCCCGAGAUCGCAGUAGCUCCUUUGCUGGAGGCCGCCUCCUCGCAGAAAGGCGACGUGGGGACCAAGCCCCAAGGGAGCUGCUCAGCGGAACUAACAGCAGUGGACCAAAGGGCACCCCAAAGGUGGACAGGACCCCUGGGGAGUCCUCCUCGUGGGGGGCCGCAGCCAGGAGAGCCGGGAAGUCCAUGUCGGCUGAAGACCUGCUAGAGCGCUCCGAUAUCCUGGUGGUCCCUGUCCACGUGAGGUCACGGUCGUCACCCACCACACACAAGAAGCGCCAGGAUGUGCUUUUGGGGGAAAGCAAUGGCUUUGGUCUUGUGAGGGAUCCAUGUCACUUGGCUAGCCCUGGAUCCAGGUCACUCGGUUGUUCAGAAAGAGGUGGAAAAGAGAUGCUACUGCUCAACCACCACCCCAUCCCCAGUCCGGGCGGUUCAGGCUGCAAAGCGGUCGGUGCCUCGGUUCCCAGUGAAUGUCCUGAACUGCUGGAUCACGCGAGGCAGGCCGGCAGAGUGCCCCUCCCCAGGCCACUGCCUGCAGGGCUGCAAGGGCAUCUCACAGACGCCAGGGCUGUGCCCCUGACCCCAGGCAGCUCAGCUCUGCCUUCCCCUGUCCCCUCCAGCUCCUGUGUACAGGCUGCCGGUGAUCAGCCCUACCCCCCAGCAGUGACGCACAGAAGCAACGGCCACAGCCUGGCCCAGCCUCCCAGUCCUAGGGGCCAUGAGCCCCACAGCCCAGAGCAGGGGGCGGAAGAGGGGAUGAGGAAGCGGCCUCCCCCACCCCGGGUGAAGUGGGCCCACGCCGUCAGAGAGAACAGCUUCCCCGAGGAAUCUCCCUCCCUCGAGCUGGCAAACCUGAAGCACUACAAGAAACAGCAGAAUCUUCCGAGUUCAAGCAGCACUUCCGACCCAGACACACCUCUUGGGGUCCCAAGCACCCCAGGGAGGAUCUCCCUCCGAAUAUCUGAGUCAGUCCUGCAGGCCUCCCCACCGCCUCGGGAGGACUAUGACGACGAAGUGUUUAUGAAGGACUUGCAACCCCAUGCCACUUCCAGCCCCACAUUUGAAGCUCUUCCCCCACCUCCACCGCCUCCACCGAGCCAGGAAACCCUGGUCAAUAGUUCAGACGACUUUCCCCCACCUCCUCCCCAAGCUCUGUGUGAGGCACAGCCGGACAGUGAGGAUUACAAGGAGCUUCAUACCAGUAGCUCCAGCAAAUCUGCCAACAUGACAGUUGCCAAGGAAAGGCCCAUACCUGGCGCAGCCCAUUUGGUUGGUAGUCACGUACUAGCUUCCAGAUGCCAAACUUCUAUCCAGGGUUCAGAAGCCAACGAGACCAGUCCGCUGUCUGCCAUGGGGGCUCUGCCCCAGCAUGCCGGGCCCCUCGCCUGGCAGCCAAGCCCAGGAAAGCCACCUCCCAUCCUGACCCAAGGCGGCGACUAUGAUCUAAUCAGCGGGGCUCAGGAUUUAGAAAACAAUGCCACUUCUGGUCCUCAGAAGACCUCAGAUGACAUCAGAACACAGGCUCUGGCCAAGGAAAUUGUCCAUCAAGACAAAUCUCUGGCAGACAUUUUGGAUCCCGACUCCAGAAUGAAGACAACUAUGGACCUGAUGGAAGGUUUGUUUCCCCGAGAUGUUAACUUGCUGCAGGAAAACGGCAUGAAGAAGAAGGCCAUGCAGAGAACUGUCAGCUGCCCAGGAUAUGAAGGCAAGAGGAGUGAAGAUAAGGAAGCAGUGGGCAUCCUGGUCAACUGCCCUGCCUACUACAGUGUGUCUGCUCCCAAGGCAGAACUGCUGAAUAAGAUCAAAGAGAUGCCAGCAGAGAUGAAUGAGGAAGAGGAGCAGGUGGAUGUCAACGAAAAGAAGGCCGAGCUGAUUGGAAGUCUCACCCACAAGCUGGAGACUCUCCAGGAAGCGAAGGGGAGUCUGCUAAUGGACAUCAAGCUCAAUAACGCCUUGGGAGAAGAGGUGGAGGCUUUGAUCAGUGAGCUCUGCAAGCCCAAUGAGUUUGACAAGUACAAGAUGUUCAUCGGGGACUUGGACAAGGUGGUAAACCUGCUGCUCUCUCUCUCGGGGCGCCUGGCCCGCGUGGAGAAUGUCCUUAGUGCCCUCGGUGAAGAUGCCAGCAAUGAAGAAAGGAGCUCGCUCAACGAGAAGAGGAAGGUCCUGGCGGGGCAGCAUGAGGACGCCCGGGAGCUCAAGGAGAACCUGGACCGAAGGGAACGCGUGGUCUUGGACAUCCUGGCCAAUUACCUUUCAGAGGAACAACUCCAGGAUUACCAGCAUUUUGUGAAAAUGAAGUCAACUCUCCUCAUUGAGCAGCGAAAGCUGGACGACAAGAUCAAACUGGGCCAGGAGCAAGUCAAGUGCCUGCUGGAGAGUCUCCCCUCGGAUUUCGUUCCCAAGGCCGGGGCCCUGGCCCUGCCCGCGGACCUCACCGGGGAGAUGACUCCUGCCGGCGGAUGCCCUCUCAGUGCUGUCCUCCCCGCGUUAGCCUCUCCGCUCUAACCUCUUCUCAGACACCUGACCAAAACAUCGCCCUUUCAACACUAUUUAAUCUGAAAAAUGUUUCAACACAAACCACUGUUUAAACUCUAUGGGUUUUAGGGGGUUUUCUGGAUAAAAGGAAAAGAUUCUAUCCAGGAAAAAACCUGGUUUUUUUCUCCUCACCCUUCAUGAUAGAUCGAGAGCUUGAAUGCUGCUGGGAACUUAUCCCUUUCUAUUACUACUUUGUAAUAGAAAAUUAAUGAAACUGAGAGAACUGACUGGAGGGUGUUUGAUUAGUUUCCAACAGGCUGAGUCAACAGAGAUCAGUGUGUGUCCCCUCAGGAAUGUAUCCACAGUGGCCUUCCUACUGUGAGCAGUGUAUCCUGACAAUAGGUACAAGUACUAUUAAUGAAGGGUCUGCAACAUAAAGCCUUAAAGAGACACACACACAGAAGAAAACUAAAACCCUGAACAUUGCUAUUAUUUAUAUUUUUAAAAAUGAACAGGAUCAUUAUGUUUGUGUGCUAACCACUCAUUUGAUUCUAUUUUGUGGGGGACGUAGACAAUUAUGU